CCCUGCCUGCUGACAGCGCAGCUUCAUGCGCUGCCGCUGCCUUCGCGCGCCAAUCUCGCCUCCCGUGUGCCCCGCGCCACGGCAUCUCGGUCCCGGCUCAGGCCGCUCCAUUCCCGCUCCGCCACGCUCCCACGAGAGCACGCACGGAGACGCCUCACUCUCCUGCUGCCGCAGCCGCGCUCGACCCGUCGGUUCGCUGAAAUUCUCCCUCUGCUGCUUACAUAGCUAGCCAGCCAACCAGCGCGUUCGCAUGGACAUGGGGAUCGCGCGGGUGGCGGCGCCGCCGCACCUCGCGUGCUCCGCGCGGCCCACCGGCGGGUCGCUCGGAGUGGGGGCAGCGCGUCCAGGGACGGGCACGCAAAGCGGACGGGGAAGAAGUAGGUGUCGCCCCCCGCGUCCGCCCAACUCGGUGCCGGACCCGAGAGCGCGCCACCCCGACCACCCGGCCCUCGAGACCGGCGAUGCGGACGGGAGGAGCGUCAACGGCGGCGCCAAGCCGCACGCGCAGGCCGCGCCGCGGGGGAGGCGCGCCGCCGCGGACGUGGAGGACGAAGGGUGGGAGCUCCUCCGGGAGUCGGUGGUGCGCUACUGCGGCAGCCCCGUGGGCACGAUCGCGGCGUGCGACCCGGACGACCCCACCCCGCUCAACUACGACCAGGUGUUCAUCAGGGACUUCGUGCCCUCGGGCGUCGCUUUCCUGCUCAAGGGGGAGCACGACAUCGUCCGCAAUUUCAUCCUCCACACCCUGCAGCUCCAGAGCUGGGAGAAAACAAUGGACUGUCAUAGCCCAGGUCAAGGCUUGAUGCCAGCUAGCUUCAAGGUGCGUGUCAUUCCCCUUGAUGGUGAGGACGAUGCCAUUGAGGAAGUCUUGGAUCCUGAUUUUGGUGAGGCUGCAAUAGGCCGUGUGGCACCAGUUGAUUCAGGGUUAUGGUGGAUCAUAUUGUUGAGGGCAUAUGGAAAAUGUUCAGGGGACCUUUCAGUUCAGGAGAGAAUCGAUGUGCAGACUGGAAUAAAAAUGAUCGUGAAGCUUUGUUUAGCUGAUGGUUUCGACAUGUUCCCCACAUUGCUGGUCACUGAUGGCUCGUGCAUGAUAGAUCGUCGAAUGGGAAUACAUGGGCACCCUUUGGAAAUUCAGGCACUGUUCUACUCUGCUCUCUUGUGUGCACGUGAGAUGCUUACCCCUGAAGAUGGAUCAGAUGACCUAAUUCGUGCCAUGAAUAACAGGCUUAUUGCACUCUCUUUUCAUAUCAGAGAGUAUUAUUGGCUUGACAAGAGAAAGCUGAAUGAGAUAUACCGAUACAAAACAGAGGAAUACUCUUAUGAUGCUGUAAACAAGUUUAACAUAUACCCUGAUCAGAUCCCUUCCUGGUUAGUUCAAUGGAUUCCUCCUAAAGGCGGUUACUUCAUCGGAAACCUGCAGCCAGCUCACAUGGAUUUCCGAUUCUUCUCCCUGGGAAACUUGUGGUCAAUAGUAAGCAGCUUAGCAACAGACCAUCAGUCUCAUGCUAUCUUGGAUCUGAUUGAAGCCAAAUGGACUGAUUUGGUGGCGGAGAUGCCAAUGAAGAUAUGUUAUCCUGCUCUUGAAGAUGAAGAGUGGAAGUUCAUAACUGGGAGUGAUCCCAAAAACACACCUUGGUCUUACCAUAAUGGAGGUUCCUGGCCAACAUUGUUGUGGCAGCUCACGGUGGCAUGCAUCAAGAUGAACAGGCCGGAGAUCGCAGAAAGAGCUGUGGAGGUGGCCGAGAGGCGUAUUGCCAGAGACAAGUGGCCUGAAUACUACGACACCAAGCGAGCGCGGUUCAUCGGGAAAAAAUCUCGCCUCUUCCAGACCUGGUCCAUCGCCGGGUUCCUCGUGGCAAAGCUGCUGCUAGAGACGCGUGAUAAAUCCAGGAUACUCUGCAACAACGAGGACGAGGAUAUUCUUAACGCUCUGAGUCUCAUGGCAGAUGGAUCCAGUCCGAGGAGAAGGCGUGGCAAGCGAGUGCCAAAGACCUAUAUCGUGUAGAUUCAGCAGUCUUCAGCCUGUGGUCAUACACUCAUACUCAUUGGUCUUCUCGUGUGUGUGUGUGUGGCUCACUGGGUAAAUUUUUGUAGAUAAAAGCGUUGUAUGGUUAUGGCAUUAAACAAUCUCCAGGUUUACUACAAUAAUGGAAAGAUCACAAUGCAGUAUAAUUAUAUUCAA
Molecule: messenger RNA, 2182 nt
Organism: Setaria italica (foxtail millet)
Lineage: Eukaryota; Viridiplantae; Streptophyta; Magnoliopsida; Poales; Poaceae
Product: neutral/alkaline invertase 3, chloroplastic
Exons: 6
Coding region: 251-2005 (584 amino acids)
Biological process (GO): sucrose catabolic process
Cellular component (GO): chloroplast
Molecular function (GO): sucrose alpha-glucosidase activity; endo-alpha-N-acetylgalactosaminidase activity
Source: RefSeq, a predicted model, not a curated record